This is a messenger RNA of Rhagoletis zephyria (snowberry fruit fly), 1925 nucleotides long. RefSeq lists its product as uncharacterized. The record is from RefSeq and is a predicted model, not a curated record. Lineage: Eukaryota; Metazoa; Arthropoda; Insecta; Diptera; Tephritidae.
CAGUCCACCAGACACAAUCAAGAGUUCCUGAAGAUGACCUCAGAUUGAGGUCGAAAAAUCGACAAUUAAAGAUAUCGAUAGAACGAAGUUUUUACGUUUUAUUUAACUGAUGGGCCUCGAGCUUGUUAAAAAUGAUUCAUAACUUAAAAAUCAAAGGCCAACAACAGAAACAUAAUAUGUUUAAGCGGAGAGCACACCGAAAACACAAAGACACGUCAAGAGUCUACAGAAAUAUUAAGGACCAUUAUGAUAUAAACACCAACAAACGUAUCAAAAACUACCAACGCAUAACACAACACAUGACAAAGCUGUCGGAGGCGACGAAGUUCCUGGAGAGGUGCGGGAGAACAGGAUUAACUCCCAACUUCAUUGACAACGCUACGAAAAAUAUACUUUACAUAAUCAACAAUAAUACCAGUAACAAAGCAUUACCAACAAAAAUCACCAAUUCAGUUUCCAAAUUCAUCAAAAAUGUUCAGACCAAACUACUAAACCUACUCAUCAAAAUCAAACAUGAGCUGCUUGGAAAAAAGGAAAAGGAGGUAAAUAUCCUAAAGACGCAAAUAAAUCAACAACUAAACACACUUGACUCCACAACAUUUUUUGAAAGUGAAAAUCUACUAACAAAAAAACUUGCUGCGGAUAUUAAGAAGACACAAACAAACAAAUACGAAAAACUAAAAGACAAACAGAAACAACUUUUAAACAUAAAGGGUGUACCAGGGUGGUUCUGCAACACGUCAACUACGCAAAUUUCUAAUGACAUUCAGUGGCUUCUUUCUCUUGGUCCUAGAUUUGCUUCACCAACAAGUAAUAAAGAAUUUCCAUUAUUUCAAUUUAUAGCAGAUGGGGAAAACUGCAUUCAAACAAUUAAGAUAAAGAAAAACAAGAAAUCGAAAGAAACAACUUGACGACACUAAUACGUGACCAUCUCAAUAAGAGAACAGAAUCAACGAGAGAUAAGUUUAUUCGCGAUACUGUACAUUCCACAAGAACAUUUUUAAAGAACAAUAAACACCUUUUAGUUCUUAAUGCCGAUAAAGGGAACGUAACCGUAGUUAUGAACAAGGUUGAGUACGAUACAAAGAUGCAGUAAAUCGUCAACAACAUCUGCACUUACAGAAUUUUGAAACAUGAAAACCAGUAAAUUACAAGACAAAAAUAAUGAAAUAUUGGAGAGAUUAUAUAAUAACAAGGUCAUUGAUUUAAAAGAAAAGAACAAGCUUAUUUGUAAAACAGCCAAUUCACCAAGAAUCUAUGGUUUACCAAAAAUACAUAAAGAAGGGAUACCCCUCAGACCCAUUUGUUCGUCUAUCAAGUCCCGUCCUACAAUUUAUGCAAAUACGUUGUCAAUAUCCUUAGAAACAUUACAAAAUCUUCCAAUUACAAUGUUAAAGACGCGAUUGAUUUCAAGAACAGGAUUGAAGAUACUUAUAUAUAUGAUGACGAAAGUUUAGUGUCGUUCGAUGUUGUUUCCUUGUUCCCAAGUAUCCCGGUGGAUUUGGCUAUAAAUAUUAUUGCUUCGAAGUGGGAUGAUAUUAAAGAGCAUACAAAUUUGUCUAGGGAUUUAUUCUUAAGUAUGGUAAAAUUUUGCAUAAAAGAUAAUCGAUAUUUUAAAUAUAAUGGCAAAAUAUAUGAGCAACUGUCAGGAAUGCCUAUGGGCUCCCCAGCUUCACCAGUGAUAGCUGAUAUAGUAAUGGAAGAUUUACUGACCAAAUUUGAAAGUGAUUGUUCCAAUAAACCGCGUCUCCGAACCAGGUAUGUGGAUGAUUUGUUUGCCAUAAUUCAAAGAGAAGAUAUAGACAAAAUGCUUACUUUAUUAAACAGCUACCAAAAGACGAUUAAAUUUACGAUAGAAAUAGAAAAAGAUGGAAAACUACCAUAUCUGGACACCCUAGUAAUCAGGAAGAACAACCGAUUAAAAA